This is a messenger RNA of Magnusiomyces paraingens, 1218 nucleotides long. RefSeq lists its product as uncharacterized. NCBI's taxonomy places the organism in Eukaryota, Fungi, Ascomycota, Dipodascomycetes, Dipodascales, Dipodascaceae. The coding region runs from base 1 to 1218 and encodes 405 amino acids. The record is from RefSeq and is a predicted model, not a curated record. The transcript is spliced from 3 exons.
AUGACCAAGCUUACAACACACUUACUUCCACCAGAGCAAUAUGGGGGAAGACAAGGUUAUUGUGCUACUGAUGCUGUUUUGGAACUUGUCCAAAGAAUUGAAACUAGUAAAGAAAAAAUUUCAGCUAUGCUCAUUGAUAUUCAAGGAGCUUUUGAUAAUGUUAACAGAAAUAUAUUGGCAUACACAAUGGAGGAUAUGAAACUACCCAAAGCACUUAUAAACUGGACGUACCAAUUUGUAAGUGAAAGAGAAGCUAGUAUGCUCAUGGACCGAAGAAAAGGAUCAGUGCAAAAAAUUAGUACUGGAAUUCCGCAAGGCUCACCUAUUUCACCACUACUUUUUUUGAUAUAUUCCACACCAAUGUAUCAUGCCAUUAAAGAAUGGGGUGGAACUCCUUUUGGCUUUAUUGAUGAUGUGACUAUUACCGUUGAAGAUGAGAAAGUGCAACUUACUUUACCUAAUGGAGAACUUCGUGAACCCCAGAAGGAAGUUAAAUUGCUUGGAAUUACUUUGAACAAUCUGCUUGAUUUUAAAUCUCAUAUUUUGAAUAAAAUCAAUAAAGCAAGAAAAGCUGUUGGUGCUAUUUGGCAUCUUGGUGGCGUGCAAAAGAAUAUGGCUUUAAGAAGAAUUGUUGGUGCUUAUCGCACAACUCCUAUUGCGGUACUACAAAAGGAAGCUGGUAUUAUGCCAUAUAGUAUUAGGCUAAAAUUUAUGGUGGCACGAAAAGCUAUUCGUUUACACCUAAAUAUUAGCAAAACUAAUCCUAUUAAUGGUCAUUUGUUAACAUUGAUUGAGAAAUCUCCAAUUGCAAAGCUAACCACGCUUUACAUGUUGGCGAAAGAUGAUAGAGACUAUAUGAUUAAAAAGGAUGAAAAACGAAAAUGCAAGAGGGUUGAACCUCUUACACUGAAACAACAACAAAAUCAGACGAUUGGAAUUUUGAAGAAACAAGCAAUGGAAGAAUGGCAAGAAAUGUAUUGGAACAGCAGUAAGGAUCUGUGGUAUCAUAAUAUCACAGUGGAGUCGAAAUGUACUGAUAAUCUUUCCAAAAUGGUUACGGGAGUGAUCAUGAAGAAAGAUAGUCGAAGGAUCUUGAGUAAUAUUACUCAGUUUCGCACAGGCCAUGGCAACUUUGGCGCAUGGUUUAAAAGUUUGGAAUUGAAAAGGAUAGUUACAACUGCAAAUGUGGAGAGCUGGAAACAGUUCAUCACAUUUUAG